CAUUGACAAUUGUCGAAAAACACAUGUAAGACAAUUACUGGAAUUUAAUGGUGGAAUGUUCAUUCAGAAUUCAAAAAAAUAUCAGUUAUUUUUUAAAACUUCUCUGCAGGCCAUUUUUAACUCAAAAAUCUUUUUAGUAAACAGUGGCUUUAACCUCUUGUGUAAAAAGUAACCAAUGCAAUAUCUCAAUUUCAAUCAGUUACGUGAAAUUUUAAUCGAAUUUUUUUGAAGUCCUGCAAUUUCCAUACACAGUAGAUAAGGAUGAGAAGAGCACGAAUUAAAGCUGUAGCUACUGUGCCAGUACGUAGAAAAGCUGUUCAAGAUAGCACUCAAGCAGCACCUCCAGUGCAAACUGAUGUAAAAGAAUUUGAAAAAUUACCAGAUAAAAUUGACCAAUGUAAUAAUGAAUCUGUUGCAAUUGAUACACAAGAAAAAUCAAUAGUAAAUGUUCUUACACUUCAGUCUCCUCAGCAACUUCCAAGUUCUCCUUUAAAAAAUAAAGUUGCAAAAUUAGAAAAUGCACCAAAAUCUCCACAAAAAGGACCAUGUAUAAGUCAUAUAAAAGAAGAAGUUCAAGAAUCAGAAAAUAUACCAAAAUCUUCACCGAAAACUUCUAUCUCUCCUCUAAAAGAAAAAGAAUUAGAAAAUCUAUCACAAUCUAAACAGGAAGAACCUACUUCUCUUGUAAAAGAAAAACGAUUUUCUGAAAUAAAUGUACAAGAUAAUAAUAAUUUACAGCCAUCUCAGAAAAGCGAUGUUUCACCGAAACCUACUGUUGCUUCUGUUGAAGUUAAAAUUCAUCAAAGUAGAUCACACUUCACAAGGCCAAUGCCCAGGUUGGAUGGAAGUGGUAGAAUCCGAAGAAAUAGUAUUCAAGGAAGUGGAGCAAGUGCUAGUGAAUCAGAAGAUGACAGUAGAAGAUCAAGCUCUGUUGUACCAAAUCGUGUAAGGAAUGAUUCUGUAUCUUCCACUUUUAGUUUGAAAGACACUGGAAAUGUGAGCAAUAUUUCAAAAUUAAAUCUUGGCCAAAAAAGAAGAAUGGUUGUAUCAGAAUCUGCUAGAAAGCUUGCAGAAUCUAGAAGAGAAUUUCUUUUAAAACAUGAACAUAAACCCCCUGAUAAGAGUAAGCUAACCAUGUAUGAUUUGAUUUAUUAUAAUCCAGUGACAAAUCCUAUGACACCAAAACCUCCAAAUAAACAGGCUGCUAGAAAAAACUCAAUCUGCUCAAUACAUGAUUCAAAAGAAGAGAAAAUUGUAGAUAAACCAGCAGAAAUGCUUGUGCCGCAAGUAAAAGUAGGACCAAAUGAACAGCUAAUAAUUGAUGAACAAAGUCUUGUCAUUGACCAAUACAAGGCACAGGAAAAUAUAGAUAGAUCAGAUAUUUUAAUAGAUGACGAAACUAGUGGUUUUUAUAAAAGGCGAAGUAAAAGCAAAGAUUGGAGUAAAUGGGAGACAUUAAAAUUUUAUAAAGCUUUAAAUACUUAUGGAACUGACUUUCUUUUAAUGAAAAGUAUAUUUCCUCAUAGAACAAGACAAGAAUUAAAAUUAAAAUACAAAAAAGAAGAAAAAAUUAAUCAUAAUUUAGUAGAAAAAGCUCUUGUAUACCAACAAUUUGAUACAGAAACAUUGGAAAAAGAUUUAGCAAAAGUUGAUGAGAGCGAAAGAUUAGAAACAGAAUCAAACAAAAAAGUAAAGAAGAAAGAUAAAGAGAAAGACAAAAAGCGAAAGCGUAUUAGAUGUCAAAAAUUGGUAAAAGAACUGAAUUGUGAAGAUGAUCAGAAUUCCGAUGAAAAUAAAAAUAGUGGUGAAGAGCAAACAAGUGAUGAAGAAAAAAUUGAAAAGCCAAUUCCAAAAAGAAGACGCGCAACACGUAAACGUAAAAUGAUGGUAUUCGAUACAAACAGUGAUGGAAGUUUAAAUAAUGAUACUGAUAGUAACCCAGAAUUGUAUGAAAUUCAAACAACUCGGUCGGGGCGUACCUCAAGAAAAACCAAAAAACUACAAAAAAUUAAAAGAACUACAAUUAGUAAAAAUAAAGAAGAAACUAAACGAGCACCGAAAAUGAAUGACAAGAAAAAUAAUAACGAAAAAAAUAUCGAAGAAGGAAAUCCGAACUGUAACGGAGAUAAAAAUGAAGAUAUUAUAAUUAUUGAAGAGCAAACUAUAGCAAAAAAUAUUGAUAACAAUGACAGUUUAGGGACAUCAACAACUGAGACCAAAAUAUCAACUAUUCCCGGUGAAUUCACUGAUGUGCCUAACAUAAAAAAUUUAGAACCAGGUUCAUGGGUCGUUUUAACAAAAGACAAUGCUAAUGAACCAGGAAAAAAAAUUGUCCAACAUUAUAUUGUCAGUCCUGAUUACGAUGGUAAUAAUCCUAGUAGAAAAGACAAUUUUAUACCUAUUACUUUGCCACCAGACGUGAUGAACACUGUUAUUAAUUGUAUCGAAAAUAUUGAGCCAGGAAAUAUUUCAUAAAUAUGUAAUAUAUAUCAUAAAAUCUGUGUAAAAAUGCAUUGUCUUGUAUAUUUUAUAUACAAAAAUUUAUUAUUAUAUGUAUGUUUGUGUUUAAGUUUC
Phymastichus coffea is the source of this 2574-nucleotide messenger RNA. RefSeq names its product transcription factor TFIIIB component B'' homolog (gene Bdp1). Bases 262 to 2475 code for a protein of 737 amino acids. Gene Ontology annotation, biological process: RNA polymerase III preinitiation complex assembly. Gene Ontology annotation, molecular function: TFIIIC-class transcription factor complex binding. The transcript has 5 exons. NCBI's taxonomy places the organism in Eukaryota, Metazoa, Arthropoda, Insecta, Hymenoptera, Eulophidae. Gene Ontology annotation, cellular component: transcription factor TFIIIB complex. The record is from RefSeq and is a predicted model, not a curated record.